Anastrepha obliqua is the source of this 1021-nucleotide messenger RNA. RefSeq names its product protein SCO1 homolog, mitochondrial (gene Scox). The coding region runs from base 85 to 882 and encodes 265 amino acids. The record is from RefSeq and is a predicted model, not a curated record. Gene Ontology annotation, cellular component: mitochondrial inner membrane. Gene Ontology annotation, molecular function: copper ion binding; copper chaperone activity. NCBI's taxonomy places the organism in Eukaryota, Metazoa, Arthropoda, Insecta, Diptera, Tephritidae. Gene Ontology annotation, biological process: mitochondrial respiratory chain complex IV assembly; intracellular copper ion homeostasis. The transcript is spliced from 3 exons.
CCACUACUUCACAUUAAUUUUACGUAAAAAGCCGCAUAGCUGGAUAAAUUGCAUUGAUAAUAAAAAGCUCAUCUCAUUAAAAUUAUGUCAGGCAAUUUACAUCGUUUCAUUAAAAACUGUAGCACAAGAUCUACAUAUUGGAAACAAACAUGCCUCUCAAAGUUGACUCCAAAUACAACGGCUAAUCAGGUACAGCGACGAUUCGCCGCCACAGAUCCUACUAAAGGCAAAGGUCCUAUUUCAUGGCGGAGUUUAGCAUUAAUUGGUGGCGCUGGUGCGAUUGGCUUAGGUUUUAUGUUAUAUGUAAAAAAAGAGAAAGAGGAAGCUAUUAUGCGCGAGCGAAAACGGCAGUUGGGCAAAGCAGCGAUUGGUGGGCAUUGGGAACUCGUUGAUUCAGCGGGUGCAGUACGCAAAUCGGAAGAUUUCCUGGGUAAAUGGCUGCUUAUUUACUUUGGGUUUACGCACUGUCCGGAUAUAUGUCCAGAUGAGUUGGAGAAAAUGGCGGCAGUUGUGGAUGCUAUAGAAAAGUCACCACAAACUCCGGAAAUUCAACCGAUUUUUAUAACUGUCGACCCGGAGCGUGAUACCAAAGAGAUUGUCGGCAAGUAUGUGAAAGAAUUUUCACCUAAAUUGCUGGGCCUCACCGGCACCGUGGAACAAAUACGAAAUGUUUGUAAAGCAUUCCGCGUGUAUUUUAGUGCUGGACCACGCGAUGUGGAUAAUGAUUACAUUGUUGAUCACACUAUCAUCAUGUAUCUAGUCAAUCCAGAUGGAGAGUUUGUGGAUUAUUAUGGACAGAAUCGCGAUAAGGACCAAUGCAUAAGUUCGAUAUUAGUUAAUAUCACCAAAUGGAAUAAUUUGAAUAAAAAAUGGUUCGGUUAAAAGGGUGGCUGGUUCAAAGAUAAAAUUAAGAAAUUGUUAGGUUCCUGGACUGUUAAGGGGUGGUUGCAUUUAUACCGUCUGCAGGUAGUGUUAUGCGCAAUAAAUUUAAACAAAAAGAGCAUGUAUGUAUAUGAAAAAA